Messenger RNA from Cladocopium goreaui, 1698 nucleotides. The record is from the annotation of a GenBank genome assembly. Lineage: Eukaryota; Dinophyceae; Suessiales; Symbiodiniaceae.
GUGGAAAUUCGACCUGCACCCGGUCGCAAGAGGCCUCAUGAGGAUGUUGAAGUCGUAGAAGUGGAUGAUGAUGGCUUCGAUGGCCCCCUCCGCGCGGAUCCUGUGGAUGCCUCCAGCUUUGAGCAGCCGGACGCCUCGGACGAGGAAGAUAUCCGCGUUGUCCUUUGCGAGGGAGGGCCCAAAAGUGGUGGAAUGAGCUACUACCUCAGCAGACACUGGGAACGUCACGACGGGGAGGAAGAGAAUGGACUGGCACUGGUAUCACCAGAAGAGCCAGAGCCGCAAGAUGAGGCCAGUUCUGGCCCCGGGCGCGUUCAACCGGCGCGCUUCGUUGUUGUCGCCAUGGGUGGCCCGACCUUGUUCGAUGACCCUGUGGCGUUGCACUGCAAAGAUGCUGCGAAGCAAUGGCUCCAAGCAAGCGACCCUUUGAUCCAAGACUUUGGAGCCAGGUUGAUGGCGGUCCUUUCUUCCCAAGAGGUGUCGAUGAGCCAAAGAGGUCCCCACGUGCCACCGGAGGGCCUUGUGCCAGCAGAGUUUCAGCACUAUCCUUGGGAUGUUGGGACUUUACUGGGCCCAGCUGAGCAUAAGAAUCGGAGCAAUUUUCGAAGCGCACCCAUGCGUCAGUUCUAUGCUUUUGACGACUCGAAUGGUGUGGGUUUGCGCCUGGGAGUAUUUUGGACUGCUCCACAGUGGCACUACUCACUACAUUCCUAUAAGUCUUUGGAGCUACAUCAUCGGCUCAGGGGGAAAGGGCAGUACUUUACCAGAAAUGCAGAGGAAGUGGAGGCGAUUCCAAUGGCUCCUGGUGACACCUAUCUGCACCUUCCAAGCAACAUCUAUGGCUUUGAGUCUUGGGACGAGCCGCUCCUCACCUUGUGGGCGGAACGUGUGGUGGAUCCGGGUCGUGUGCCACGUCUCCUCUCCGAGCUGCAGGUCAUGGCCUCAGAUCAGGUGACAACGACGUUGAAGCGGGCGGCACAUCUCUGGCUGCAGUCUGAGGAUCCAGCCGUGGAGCUGUUUGGCCGGAAACUGCUGGUGAUGCUCAAACCGCGGAUGAAGUUGGUAGAGAAGCAUGCUCCACCGGAAGGGAUGGUGCCAAAGGACUUUCGCAGUGCUCCCUGGUAUCCAAGCCUCGCGUACACCAGUUGCAAUGAUUCCACUCUGAUAGAACUCAGAGACUGCAUCAUGUACAAGAGUGAGGACGCCAUGUUUGGGAUGUUCUAUCUGCCACCUGGGGUUUAUUACCCAGCACACCGCCAUGAGCCAAUGGAAAUCUACCAUGUGAUCCAGGGCAAGGCGCGUUUCUUCCUGGCGGAUGACGAGGCCGCCGCGCAGUGUUCGGCGGAGAUCCAUGGCCCAGAGUCGUUUUGGCUGCAUCAGCCCUAUCAAUCUCAUGGAUUGCAGACCUUGGACCUUCCCGUGAUCAUCUGCUGGGGAUGGAUUGGAGAACUUGAGGAUUCGGAUUUUCACUAUCUGCCUGGCUGUGAGGAUCGGAGGAUUCCAAGAACUGCACCGUGUUCCUAUUCACUGCUGCACCACGAUAUCCUGGUGGGGCGUGCCAUCAUGGCCACGGAGAACAAGAUGUCCAAGGUGACCUUUCACAUGGACGAGGCCGAGUUGGCGGAUGCUCCCUGGCGGGGGCCCAUGGCGAAUCAAUCGGAUUUCUUCAACUUUGGGCUGACGGAAGGUGAGUUCAAG